UUUAAUUACGUCCUUAGUUACAUAGGUUGGAAGUAAUUUUUUAUUAUCCGGCUAACAGAUAGGGCGUACAAUAGCUCAUUGCUGAGCUACGAUAAAUUGGCAGUGGCAAGCUAAGCCCCUGCUAGCGUCAUGUGGACUUGACAACAACGGAUAUGUCAGUCGAUCUAUAAGCUCAAGCUACUCAUCGGCGGCUUUGGAGUUUGAGAAGGAGCAUAACAUUGGGCCCGUGUACGACUCCCCGAGGAUGUCGCGGCGGAGUCUCCGAUUACAGACCAGCGGCGGUCUGUACGGUAGCGACAGCGUCACCGACGGUCAAAACCACGGCCACAGCUACAGCAGCAGCUCCACAAGCAUCAGAAGGUCUGCACGGAGCAGACGACAGCAGCAACAGGCUGGUUCUGACUCUGGCUCACCGGUUCUGACCCGCAAAUCUAAGUCCAGUUCUGCCCAGUACAGCCACAGCGGAGCGACUGGCGACUCCUCGCUGCUCUCCAGGACACAGGAGGAGUCGUCCGUAACGGAACAGACCCUGUUGGGCCACGUGUGGGGCUCAAAUCUGGAGUCCCACAUUAAAAGGCGGAGCAGGAGGUCUGAGCACGGCUCGACGCGACUGAACGGCGACGUUAGCUUUACGGAGACCCACUCGGCCGUCGUCAACGGUUACAUAUGUAAGGACUGCUGCAUCGGCGGGGAGAGGAAGGACGCUCUCACGGCCUUCUCUUCAUCCUGCAAUGCCUCCCCCUCUUCCUCACUGUCUCAGUCCCUCGCCGCCUCAGCCUCAUCUUCCUCAACCGUCUACAGUCUGAACAAGAGCCGCACGCACAGAGCAGGUUUUGUACGAUCAGUCUCAGAGUCCUGCGUACGCCACACCAGACGAGCUGUGGCUUCCAUAGUGACCGUAAUCACGCUGAUAUUCCAUAACCUCUGGCCCUUUGGCGGUGGGGCCAAAGGUCAUGAGAGCAAAGGUGUACUGGUGAGUGUGUGGAAUGGACUCAGACGCCUGGUUACCCACACUGUGUCUAGAAUGAGUGUGUUUAAGCAGAGAACUCUGAGGAAAAUCCGAUACAGGAGUAACGGACACGAUGGAAAAGCCCACUCCAGUUACUGUGGCAGCAUGAAUGUGAAAGACCUGGUGACAGAAGAUGCCCAUCUCAAUCUGAAUGGCUCUCUGUGUGAUGACUGCAAAGGGAAACAGCACAUGGAGACACAGCUGGGUCACUCACGUUCCUCCAGAGCUGUGACCCUGCUCUCUGCUCUGUGGACCCUAGUUACCUACGCAGGCUGGGUGCCAGUGUACUGUGUGUCACGAGCAGUCGGAGCAGUGGGCGCAGCAGGGGGGUUUGUGGGACGGAAGCUGCUGUCUGUUCUGUGGCAAGCUAUCGUGUCUCCAGGGAAAGCAGUGACUGGCGCCAUCUGGUGGCUAGGAACGGGAUGGUACCAGCUGGUUGCACUCAUGUCUCUGCUCAAUGUCUUCAUCCUGACCAGGUUGCUGCCCAGAUUGCUCAAACUCCUCUUACUCCUUCUUCCCUUCCUCUUACUGCUGGGUUUAUGGUAUCUAGGUCCGUCCAGUUUUCUCUGUUACCUUCCAGCAGUGAAUGUGAGUCAGUGGAGGGAAGGCUUUAUCUCCACGUUCCAAAGCCAUAAAACUGCAUCUGUCUCUACACCUUCCUCUACACCUACAUCUGCUCCUACACCUGAAAACAUCCCUCCACCAGCCACCACGCAGGGCGUGGGCCAGGUGGCGUGGCUGGAUCCUGAACGCUUGUUAAAGCUGGAGCAGCGCGUGGCGGCACUGGGGGACGUCAUCCUGCUGGGGGAGCAACGGCAGCAGCGGCAGCACGGAGAGACCGCGGAGCAGAUCCAGACUCUGAGAGAGCAGCUCAACACACACACGGACAGACACGCGCUGGGCCUGUGGGUCGCCAGCCUGGUCGAGCCCAAACUCAACACGCUGAAACAGGAGCUGGAACAACAGGCUGCGCACCAUGCCCAGGCGGAAGAGCAGUACGAGGUUCGGCAGAAAGGUCACAGCAGUCGUUUGGCUGAGCUGGAGGUGCUGAUUGGGGCACUGGCUGCAAAGACUGAGGAGCUUCGUCAGAAACAGGAGGAGACCCCAGCUGCCACUCCGCCAGCUCCUGUCAGCGUUGGCAUGGCAAAGGAGGACCAUGAUGCUUUGCUGUCAAAGGUGCAGAGGUUGGAGGCGGAGGUGGGGCGUAUCAGAGAUGACCUGGAGGGCGUUUCAGCAUGCAAGGGCAAAUGUGGCCAGUUUGACACUCUUCACGAGACAGUGUCUGCUCAGGUGUCAGAUCAGGUGAGGCAGGAGCUGCAGGCUGCGUUGUUCGGCGGUGAGACAGCGGGGAAAGGUGAACUCCGGGAGUCUCUGCUCCAGUGGCUCUCCACUCAGUACAUCAGUAACUCUGACCUCCACGCCACCCUGUCCGCUCUGGAGCGCAACAUCCUGGCCAACGUCUCCCUCCAGCUGGACCAGAACAAGCAGGCGCCUUGUGCUGAAACAGUCGCUCAGGCCGUAGUCCAAACCGCAGGGGCCGCUGGCCUGUCUGAAGAGGACGUGCGGCUGAUGGUUGACAACGCUCUGAGACUCUACUCUCAGGAUCGAACAGGACUGGUCGAUUAUGCUCUCGAGUCAGGAGGAGGCAGCAUCCUAAGCACACGUUGUUCAGAGACGUAUGAGACGAAGACGGCCCUGAUGAGUCUGUUUGGGAUUCCUCUGUGGUAUUUCUCCCAGUCACCGCGUGUGGUCAUCCAGCCGGACGUGUAUCCAGGCAACUGCUGGGCAUUUAAGGGCUCCCAGGGCUAUCUGGUGAUCCGGCUGUCUCUGAGUGUCCUCCCCACGGCCUUCUGCUUAGAGCAUAUCCCCAAAGCCCUGUCCCCCACCGGAAACAUCAGCAGUGCCCCACGCCACUUCACUGUCUAUGGGCUGGAUGACGAGUAUCAGGAGGAAGGAAAACUGUUGGGUGACUACACCUACCAGGAAGAUGGAGAAUCUUUACAGAUCUUCCCUGUCCAGGAGAAGAAUGAGAAGGCGUUCCAGAUCAUUGAGAUGCGUGUGCUGUCUAACUGGGGUCAUCCAGAGUACACGUGUUUAUAUCGCUUCAGAGUACACGGACAGCCCCGAGUCUAACACGGACCACACGGCACUGCCGCCGGACACUCUC
Chanos chanos (milkfish) is the source of this 3176-nucleotide messenger RNA. It is a transcript of the gene sun1b, whose product is annotated as Sad1 and UNC84 domain containing 1b. The transcript is spliced from 23 exons. Gene Ontology annotation, cellular component: meiotic nuclear membrane microtubule tethering complex; nuclear envelope. Gene Ontology annotation, molecular function: protein-membrane adaptor activity. Lineage: Eukaryota; Metazoa; Chordata; Actinopteri; Gonorynchiformes; Chanidae. The record is from RefSeq and is a predicted model, not a curated record. Bases 245 to 3142 code for a protein of 965 amino acids.